Molecule: messenger RNA, 978 nt
Organism: Botrytis sinoallii
Lineage: Eukaryota; Fungi; Ascomycota; Leotiomycetes; Helotiales; Sclerotiniaceae
Exons: 2
Coding region: 1-978 (325 amino acids)
Molecular function (GO): hydrolase activity
Source: RefSeq, a predicted model, not a curated record
AUGGCACCCAAACAAAAGACCAUAUACCCAUGGUCUCGUCGAAAAAAUAUAUUUGAUCCGCCAACUCCUCUUGAUUCUCUCCUUGAAUCUCCUCUCCGCACAUUGAUCUUCUAUCUCCAUACCAUUCUCCUCUAUUUUCGUGGCACAUCUUUCAAACCUCCCCGAAACAAACCUUCGGUUCGAGUUGUUUGUAUCUCAGACACACAUUGCAAUACAAUACCAAUUCCACCGGGUGAUCUUUUAAUACAUGCAGGAGAUUUGACGAAUGCGGGCACGGUGGAAGAGAUACAAGCCCAGAUAGAUUGGUUGGACCAACAGCCACAUAGAGAGAAAGUGUUUAUUUGCGGAAACCAUGAUAGUUAUUUUGAUCCCAGAUCGAGGAAAGAAGAAGAUAAGAAGAGGAAAUUGAAUUUUAAAAGUUUACAUUAUUUGGAGAACAAAGCUAUCACAUUGAAAUUCAAGGGCGGGAGAAAGUUAAAGCUUUAUGGAUCGCCAGAUAUCCCUCAAUGUGGCGGUUCUGAUUUUGCUUUUCAAUAUCAAAGACAUCUUGCGCCGUGGGAGAAUCGUAUACCGAAAGAUACAGAUAUUCUCAUUACACACUGUCCGCCUCGCCAUCACCUCGAUAUCAACCUAGGUUGCAAAUCAUUACUGGAAGAAAUAUGGAAGGUCAAACCUAGACUUCAUGUGUUUGGGCAUAUACAUUCCGGACAUGGUCGCGAAGCUGUGUUUUGGGACAAGGGACAAGAAGCUUACGAGAGACUCAUGGAAAGGAAGAGAGGAGGCAUAAUCAUGGACUUGAUACCAAAUUUGGCAUGGAUAGAUGCUAUGAAAGUGAUUUGGUAUGGAGUAAAGGGUAUUUUAUGGCAAAGAUUAAUGGUUGGUCCUGCUGGUGGAAAUGGUGGUUUGAUGAUCAAUGCUGCGGUUGUUUAUCAAUCAUCAACUGAUGUAGGAAAUCCAGUUGAAGUUGUAGAGUUAUGA